Molecule: messenger RNA, 1760 nt
Organism: Glycine soja
Lineage: Eukaryota; Viridiplantae; Streptophyta; Magnoliopsida; Fabales; Fabaceae
Product: ribosomal L1 domain-containing protein 1-like
Exons: 1
Coding region: 67-1290 (407 amino acids)
Cellular component (GO): 90S preribosome
Source: RefSeq, a predicted model, not a curated record
ACUAAACCCUAAUUCUUCUCUUAUUCAUCUCCCUCCUUAAACCCUACCCUACCCUACCCGUCGCCCAUGGCUUCCGAGAACGUAAGCACCGAUACGGUGUCGAAAGCCGUCGACGCUCUCCUGAAAUGGCGUCGCUCCCAAUCUGAAACCCUAAAACCAAAACUCUUCGACGAAGACGAGGAAUAUGUGUACCUGAUCCUGACGCUGAAGAAGAUCCCUUCAAAAUCCCGCGUGAACCCUCACAAGAUCCCUCUCCCCCACUCCCUCUUCUCCCCUUUCUCCGAGCAGUGCCUCAUCCUCGACGACCGCCCAAACAAGGCCCGCGUCACCAAAGCCCAGGCCCAAGCCCGCAUCCAGUCGGAAUCCAUCCCCGUCAAUAAAAUCCUCAAGCUCUCCAAGCUCGCCUCCGACUACCGCCCCUUCGAGGCCAAGCGGAAGCUCUGCGACUCCUACGAUCUCUUUUUCGCUGAGAAGAGCAUUGUGCCGCUCCUUCCGCGGCUUCUCGGGAAGAGUUUCUUCAAGAAGAGGAAGAUUCCGGUGCCGGUGGAUUUGAAGAAGGGGAACUGGAAGGAGCAGGUGGAGAAGGCAUGUUCGUCCGCGAUGCUGUUCAUGAGGACUGGGACCUGCAGUGUUGUUAGGGUUGCCAAGGUGAGGAUGGAGAGGGAUGAGAUUGUUGAGAAUGUCGUUGCCGCGAUUGAAGGCGCUGUGGAGGUUGUCCCGAAGAAGUGGGGGAAUGUGAGGUCCUUGCAUUUGAAGCUGCUGGAGAGCCUGGCGCUGCCGGUGUACCAGACGGUUCCGGAUGUGAAAUUGAAGAUUGAUGGAUUUAAAGUCGAGGAGGGGGCGACGACGACGACGAAGAAGAAGAAUGAAACGAAGGAGAAGGACAGUGAGGGUGAGGUUAGUGAUUCGAAGAAGAAGAAGGGGAGGAUUCAUGAGGUUAGGUACAUGGAUGAGAUUGAAGAUCAAUUGGCCAGCGAUGAUAGUGAAGAUGAGAUGGUGAGUAAGAAGAGGAAGAAAGGAGGUUCGAGUGAGUUGAGUGGUGUUGAGCAAUUGAAGAAGUUGGUGUUUAAUGAGUUGACUGCCAAGGGGAAGAAGAAGAAGAAGGGCUUGUCUGUUGGGGGGGUUAAGGGAGAUGCGAUUGAGGGGAGUGGAAGUGAGUUGGUUGUUAAGGAUCAAGAGUCAGGAGUGAAGAAGAAGAAGAAGAAGCGAGAGGAAGUGAAGGCAAAGGCUACUAAAAGUGUAAAGGCUACGAAAGGUGUGAAGGCUAAGAAAAUUAAGAAGGCUGCGUGAGUUGGAUUAGUGGUUGAUGUUAGAAAUUGCAGCUUGAUGUGGCUCUGUGCAAGCUUGUGUGGUUCUGCUUGUUGAACCUCCAGCGGAUUUUUGUUUUAGACCACAUUAUUAUGGUAGUUGUGUUGUGUCAGUUCAGUUCGUCAUUUCUAAUUCAAAUUUACUAUACUUGAGGUUUAGAAUGAUUGUUAAAUGGGUAAAAAUCUAAAUGUUGCAUCCCGACAAGUUUAGUAUACUAAAGAUAUUUAGAUAUUGCAUGUUGUUGGAGAUCGACUUGGAAAUUGAGAUGAGAAGUUGGUGUUUUACUAAGUGAAAGUGUAUCAAGGAAAUGACAGGAGAAUGCUGAGAACAGAUUAAUGCUUUCAAUGGGUUGAGUGUUGUUUCCUCUUAUCCGCACUGCUUAUUUUUUUUUCUUUUUUCCUUAUGUAAUCUAGAAUUUUACCUUAAAUUUCAUUUCUUUGUUUCAUAUUACA